Messenger RNA from Oncorhynchus masou masou (cherry salmon), 7279 nucleotides. RefSeq names its product INO80 complex ATPase subunit (gene ino80). Gene Ontology annotation, cellular component: Ino80 complex; nucleus. The transcript has 36 exons. Gene Ontology annotation, biological process: DNA repair; chromatin remodeling; DNA-templated transcription. The coding region runs from base 275 to 5038 and encodes 1587 amino acids. Gene Ontology annotation, molecular function: DNA binding; ATP-dependent chromatin remodeler activity; histone binding. The record is from RefSeq and is a predicted model, not a curated record. NCBI's taxonomy places the organism in Eukaryota, Metazoa, Chordata, Actinopteri, Salmoniformes, Salmonidae.
CGUGUCCCUGCUCCCUCAGUUACAGAAAGUGGCCGCCUCUCUGCUGCUGUCGACCCAAAGCUCACAGACUCACUCGUUGCCUAGACCCGCCAUCUUGGAGUCAGAGAACUGAGAGUCGGCAGCAGCUACGAGAGAGCGCAAAAGGGGGACACGGGGCCAAGGCCUUUCACAUCUUCUGAACUGACAGUUGUGAUUGGAGAUAAUGAGGAUAUCCAUAUCCCACAUUAGAAAGUGAGUAUCCCUACCUAGUAGGGCCUACAGGUCUCAGUCCUCCAUGGCGUCUGGGGCUGGGCAGGCAGAGGCCGACGAUGGGGCAGCAUGGUCGUCAUCAGGCCUGGCCAAGCCUCUUCACCUUCAGCACCUGGAGAGAUCCCUACGCCUUGACAGCUUCCUCCGCCAGACCGCCUCAGUCUUCAACAGAGACCUAUCCAGUGAUGACAGCGACGAUGGCGGAUUAGGGGAGGGGCCUUCUCUGAGGCCGGUCAAUCAGCACGCAGCCUUGGCGAUAAAAGAGGAGUCAUGUGACCUGGAUGAGGAGGGGCUUGUUACCGAGGGCACCACCCUCAACGGAACUCCAUCACAAGAACACAAGGAAGACAAAGCCAGUCUAUACAACUUCUCCAAACUGAAGAAGAGCAGGAAAUGGCUCAAGAGUAUCCUGUUGAGCGACGACACCAGUGAGUCAGACACAGAGGACUCUGACUUCAGUCUGUCCAGAGAAGAGCUACAGGACAUGCUCAGACUGCACCAGUUCACCAGGGAGCACCAGAACAAGUUCCACAACGACAGAGAGCUGCAGCAGUAUCAGUACUAUAGUACUGGACUGCUCUCCUCCCAUGACCCUUUCCACGAACAACAGCGCCACCUGCUGGGCCCCAAGAAGAAGAAGAUCAAGGAGGAGAAGAAAUUCAAGGGCAAGUUGAAGAAGGGCAAGAGGAAAAAGAAGAGAGGGGAGGGGGAGUUCUCAGGCGAGGGGCGGCCGCAUGUCACCAAGAUCUUCGCCAAGUUUUCCCAUGACGCCCCUCUUCCCAUGUUGAAGAAGAAACACCUGACCGUAGAGCAGCUGAACGCACGACGACGCAAAGUCUGGCUCACCAUCGCCAAGAAGGAGUGCCCCAAGGCAUUCAAGCAAAAAGCAUCAGCCAAGAACUUGGUCCUUACCAAUGCCAAAAAGCUGGCCCACCAGUGUAUGCGUGAAGUGCGCAGGGCGGCCAUCCAAGCCCAGAAGAAUUGUAAAGAAACCCUUCCCCGGGCCAGGAGAUUGACCAAGGAGAUGACGCUCUACUGGAAGAAAUAUGAGAAGGUGGAGAAGGAGCACAGGAAGAGAGCCGAGAAAGAGGCUCUGGAGCAACGCAAACUGGACGAGGAGCUGAGAGAGGCGAAGCGUCAGCAGCGUAAGCUGAACUUCCUGAUCACCCAGACAGAGCUGUACGCCCACUUCAUGGGGGGCAAGGGUCCUGGGGAGGAGGAUGGGGGAGAGGAGGACAUUCUCAACAAGCUGGACGACACCAACUCUCACAGGCAGAUGACCAUCGGGGGAGGGCUGGCGGUCAACGUUGGACAGGAGGACUAUGAUAGUGAAUACUACAAGUCUCAGGCCUUAAGGAAAGCUAAAGAAGCCUACGAGAUACACCAGGCCAGAACACGUCUCUUUGACGAGGAGGCUAAGGACAGUCGCUGUGCUUCCCUGCACCAGGCCAGUGGGGGGUCGGGGUCAGGGUUCGGGGAGAGCUACAGCCUGUCUAACCCUUCUAUCCAGGCCGGAGAGGACAUCCCCCAGCCAACCAUCUUCAACGGGAAAUUGAAGGGAUACCAGUUGAAAGGCAUGAACUGGCUGGCUAACCUCUACGAACAGGGUAUCAAUGGUAUCCUAGCAGAUGAGAUGGGCCUGGGGAAGACUGUUCAGAGCAUCGCUCUGCUGGGUCACCUGGCUGAGCGGGACAACAUCUGGGGUCCGUUCCUCAUCAUCUCUCCAGCCUCCACACUGAAUAACUGGCACCAGGAGUUUACACGCUUUGUCCCCAAAUUCAAGGUUCUGCCGUACUGGGGGAACCCUCACGACCGCAAAGUGAUCAGGAAGUUCUGGAGCCAGAAAACCCUGUACACCCAGAAUGCUCCGUUCCACGUGGUGAUCACCAGUUACCAGCUGGUUGUUCAGGAUGUCAAGUACUUCCAGAGGGUCAAGUGGCAGUACAUGGUUCUAGAUGAAGCCCAGGCCCUAAAGAGCAGCACCAGUGUUCGUUGGAAGAUCUUGCUGCAGUUUCAGUGUAGAAACAGACUGUUGCUCACUGGAACGCCCAUACAGAACACUAUGGCAGAGUUGUGGGCCCUGCUCCAUUUCAUCAUGCCUACGUUGUUUGACUCUCACGAGGAGUUUAAUGAAUGGUUCUCUAAAGACAUCGAGAGCCAUGCAGAGAACAAGUCUGCCAUCGACGAGAAUCAGCUGUCCAGGCUCCAUAUGAUCCUGAAACCCUUCAUGUUGAGGAGGAUCAAGAAGGACGUGGAGAACGAGCUCUCUGACAAGAUUGAGAUCCUAACAUACUGCCAGUUGACGUGUAGACAGAGGCUGCUCUACAGAGCUCUGAGGAACAAGAUCUCCAUCGAGGAUCUUCUCCAGUCGUCUAUGGGCUCAUCGCAGCAGGCUCACAGUACUACCUCAUCCCUUAUGAACCUAGUCAUGCAGUUCAGAAAGGUCUGUAACCACCCGGACCUGUUUGAGCGCCAGGAGACUCGUUCUCCCUUCCACAUGUCGCUGAGACCCUACGUCAUGUCCAAGUUCCUCUACCGCCACGGACUCACACACACCACCACACACACACACAGCAGGAACAAGGUGCUCCAGGUUCUACUGUCUCCCUUCUCUCCUGAUCAUAUUCACCAGUCCCUCUUCCACAGGAAAGGUGAUCAGGAAGGAAGUUGUUUCUCCUUCCUGCGUUUCAUCGACGUUUCGCCGGCAGAGAUGUUUAACGUCAUGCUGCAGGGCACUCUGGUCAGGUGGUUAGCUCUGUUUCUCUCCCUGAAGGCAGCGUACCGGCUCUACCAGAGACGCAUGUGGGGCCUGGAAGAGGAGGAGGGUGGAGGGAGGAUAGGAGGAGGAGGAGGAGGAGGAGAGGAGGAAGGGAGCGGGAGGCCCAGGAGUCAGUGUCUCUCUCGGAGGGGUCUGAUCCUCUGGCUGGACCGACCUACUGCUUUCCCCAACACACACACAAGCACAGUGUUACAGAACCUGGUAUUCACCCGUCACAGCCCAGGUCUGAUGGGUCACUGUGAUGUUCUGGUCCACAGUCGAUGCUCUGCCAACUCCACUACCCUACGACCAGGCCAACCCACACAACCACCCAAGUUCCUGCUCACCGCUGUGCCAAGGGUUACGGCGGUUCCCAUGGAGCGGUACUGUGACGACCGCAGCGCUGAGUACGAGUGGCAGGAGACGAGGGCCGGAGGGGGCAUGGCCGCCAAGCACUGCUUCCUGUACGGCUCCCUAGAUCUGGCCUCUGAUUGGAUGUCCCGAGCCAACACUUUCUACCCACGAUGCCCUGGGGGAGUGAUGGCGCUCUACCCCCGGCAUGGCUGGUCCUACAUCAGAAUACCAGACAAGGAGACCCUGAUCACUGACAGUGGGAAGCUGCACACUCUGGAUCUACUGCUUUGUCGCCUGAAGACUCAGGGACACCGCGUCCUCAUCUACUCCCAGAUGACUCGCAUGAUCGACCUGCUGGAGGAGUACAUGGUGUAUCGUAAACACACCUACAUGCGUCUGGACGGCUCCUCCAAGAUCUCAGAACGCAGAGACAUGGUGGCUGACUUCCAGAGCAGGACUGACAUCUUUGUGUUCCUCCUGAGUACGAGGGCUGGAGGUCUGGGCAUCAACCUGACUGCUGCUGACACUGUGAUCUUCUAUGACAGUGACUGGAACCCUACAGUGGACCAGCAGGCUAUGGACAGAGCUCACCGCCUGGGUCAGACCAAGCAGGUCACUGUGUACCGUCUGAUCUGUCAGCUCACUAUAGAGGAGAGGAUACUGCAGAGGGCCAAGGAGAAGAGUGAGAUCCAGAGGAUGGUGAUCUCUGGGGGGAACUUUAAACCAGACACCCUGAAGCCUAAAGAGGUGGUCAGUCUGCUGCUGGACGACGAGGAGCUGGAGAAGAGACUGCGCGUUCGUCAGGAAGAGAAGACACAACAGGAGGAGUGCAGCAAGAUGAAGGACCGCAGGAGAAAGAGAGAGAAAUACGCUGACAAGAGAAAGAAGGAUGAUGAGGACCCUAAGGAUCCUAAGAGGAGGAAAGACGUGAACCUGGUCAUCCCUUACAACCUGUCUGCAGACAACUCUAACCUCUCAGCCGACGGAGACGAUUCAUUCAUCAGUGUGGACAUGGACGACUCUGCCAUGCCUAGUCCCUUCAGUGAGAUCUCUCUGAGUAGUGAGCUCCAGCCCAGCUCCCUACCUCCAGACCAGGACCCAGACCAGGACCCAGAUCCAGACCAGGAUGAGAGCAGUAGUGACAUGCUAGUCAUCGUAGACGACCCUGUGUCUUCAGCACCACAGUCCAGGGCCACCAACUCGCCUGUCAGCGUGUCCGGAUCUAUGUCGGACAACAUGAACGGUGUGUCUAAUCAGGACACGUCCAGUCCGGGGCGGGGAAGGUCUGGUAGGAGCCGGGGACGACCCAAAGGCUCUGGGUCCAGUUCUGGAGGCGGAGCCAAGUCUGCAGGGAAGGGGCGUGUCAGGAAGUCGACAGCGGGCAGCGCAGCCGCCAUGGCAGGAGCGAUGGCCGGAGCUGCAGCAGCCUCAGCAGCCUACGGAUACAGUGUGACUAAAGCGGGUCUCCCUGCAGCCUCCCCCCUUCAGCCGUCUCUGGGUCGGUCAGGGACGGCCCCAGCCUUCUCCCCCAGCAGAAGUUCCUCUCCCAAGGGGAAAGGUGGCACUGUGGCCCCCAGCCAGAGUAACCCCCAGCAGAAACAACCAGGACAUAGCCACCACCACAGUCAUGUGACAGGAAGGAAGGGCAAGGGACCUGGCGCACCUGGCGCUCGAUAGCAUGUAGAGAUGAUGGACAUCAACACAGUAUACACACACACAGUCCUAAGGAUCUGAUAGAGACCAGGAUGGUCCAGCCCUUCUGCUAUUGUGGGGAGUCUUCUGUGUUUUAAACAAACACAUCUGCUGCACUGACCAGCUUCAACUGUGAGCCCAUGUGACCUGCUCCACAACCAAUCAACCCAGGGGUGAGAUGUUCCUUAACCAAUCACAUACCUCACUGCCUGGAGGACCAUGCUAUCCCGGGAAGGCGUAGCGACGGAACAAAUGAGCACUGUCGGGCAUGAUGGACACUAAACUAUUCUGUGUGUAUACACACACACACACACACACACACACACACACACACCAUCAUCGCAAGGUCCAAAAGACACCCUCAUCGCUUCCACCAAUCACCUCGUCCUUCCCUUCCAACAAUCACCUCGUCCUUCCCUUCCAACAAUCACCUCGUCCUUCCCUUCCAACAAUCACCUCGUCCUUCCCUUCCAACAAUCACCUCGUCCUUCCCUUCCAACAAUCACCUCGUCCUUCCCUUCCACCAAUCACCUCGUCCUUCCCUUCCACCAAUCAACUCGUCCUUCCCUUCCACCAAUCACCUCGUCCUUCCCUUCCACCAAUCACCUCGUCCUUCCCUUCCACCAAUCACCUCGUCCUUCCCUUCCAACAAUCACCUCUUCCUUCCAUUAGUACCCACCUCAGUGGACAGCCUCCAGUGUGUGUGUGUGUUGUGACCAAGAGUAUUAGAGUAUUUCAAAGUGGUUUCUCUGUGACGAAAAUAGACUUUGUUUUCUGUCUAAAUACGGAGAAGCGACAAGCCUGAGCAGCAACCUGUCGGUGCUGUAUUGAGAACUCCUUUGAGUGGGUUUGCAAUAAAACACCAGCAGACAGACGGGCGCUCGGGCUUUAAGGCAACACCUUACAGCAACAAUGCAUCCACGCAUUUAAGGGUUUCUGACACAGACUGCUCUCUCCACUGAGCCAUCUCAUCCGUUAGAUAAAACACGUGUUUAGGGUUAGGUCGGGAAUGCUUGCGUCAAACGUUAGGUUUAUGUCAUAUGUUUAAAACACGUAAUAAUGCUGGAACUACUUUUCUCUGCAUUUCAACAACAGAAUGUAAAUUCGUACCAAACAACUAAAAACGGACUGCUUUUUUAAUUAUAGCUCUUAUUUUUAUAUUUAUAGACCAACCGAUGUUGUCAUAGCGACCCAUAUCAAAACGGCAAAUUUCGUUUUGAAAAAAAGCCUCUCUCUCUCCUUUCUCCAUAGAGUUUAUCCCAUCACAAUGAGAAAUGAAGGAAUUAUAAUAUAUAUUUUUUUUCUGAUGAGAACUGAUUGAAGGGGUAUUUUGUGGUAAAUUGAAUUCCAAAGUGGUGAUCACUGCUUAAUAAAGAUGUGUUGCUGAUCUGUUUCUGAUCUGUUUGUGUACAACUCUCCUCUGCUUCUGAAAUGACACCCUGUUCACUGUACCGUGCCCUACUUCUUGAUUCAACUCUGGCCAAAAGUAGUACACUAUUUCAGGAAUAGGAUGCCAUUUCGGUUGCAACCUAAUAUGGGUGUCCUUUAAAACUUAACAUGGAUUGUAAUAUGUACCAUAGAACUGAAGUUAAUUUAAAAGUUGGUAAUAAUUUAUCAGAAUUCAUGUCAACAUUGUAAAAAAAAAAAAAAAAAAAAAAAAAUGUAUUGAUGCCAUUUUUAUUUUUAAAAACAGAAAGAGAAAAAAAAAAGUUAUACUUCUGAUCAGAGUCUUUGUCUUUGUGAUGUCAUUCAGUGAUGUUUUGGGGUGUGUUGACUCGUGUUAAUUAAAAGUUGUUGAACUCGGGUUGCCAAAUCCUGGUAACUUUUCCACAUUUCCCCGAUUUUUUUUAUUUUUUUUAUUUAUUUUAUUUUCCCCCAGAAGUACCGGUUGGAGGGUUCUCUGAAUUUCUGCUUUGUCAUUCCCUCGUAAGGAUUUCUAGAAAAACGGGGAAUUUUGGGAAAGUUAGUGUAAUUGUGCAACCCUAUGUGGAACCAAGCACUAUGUCUAGUUUUGACCGUUUGUUCUGUGUUGGAUACUAUAGUGUGAUGAUGAAAUCUCUUCUCCUAUAACAUGUAAAUAAAAAUUGAGGGUGACGUGUUGACCCCUGGUUGGUUCUUCCCCCAGUUUGCCUGUCUAUUUUUAUAGGUCAUGUGUAAAUAUGAAUACAAAGCUGUCAUUUUACUAACCGGAGAAGCCAAUUCAAAAUAAAAGAUUUGAUUAAUCAA